UGUGACCUCGGGUCCCCGCGAUCCGCGAGCCUGUGGCGGGCGCAGGGGCGGCUGGGAAGAUGGCGACCUGGGUACCCUGUCGGAGGUGGGGGUGGGCGGCUGUGUCCUUCGGCCGGCACCGAGGCCCGAUCGCUUCGCUAGCUCGAAAGCCCCCACGGGCUUGGUGGCUGCCAGCUUGCAGACAAAAGGUAUCACUCUGUUUCCUUAACCGACCAGACCUUCCAAGCCUGGCUUAUAAGAAGCUAAAAGGCAAAACCCCAGGAAUUAUCUUCAUCCCGGGCUAUCUUUCUGAUAUGAAUGGUAAAAAGGCACUGGCAAUUGAGGAGUUUUGCAAAUCUCUAGGUCACGCCUGUAUAAGGUUUGACUACUCAGGAAUUGGAAAUUCAGAUGGUAACUUAGCAGAAUGCACAGUGGGGAAGUGGAGAAAGGAUGUCCUCUCUAUACUUGAUGAUGUAGCUGAAGGGCCACAGAUACUGGUCGGAUCUAGCCUUGGUGGAUGGCUCAUGCUGCACGCUGCAAUUGCACGGCCUGAAAAGGUCGUAGCUCUUAUUGGUAUAGCUACUGCUGCAGAUGGCCUGGUGACACAGUUCCGUGCACUGUCUGUUGAGGCGCAAAAGGAAAUAGAAAUGAAAGGGGAGUGGACCUUACCAUCUAAAUACAAUGAAGAAGGAUUUUACCACGUUCCAUACAGUUUCAUUAAAGAAGCGGAACACCACUGCUUGUUACAUAGCCCCAUUCCUGUGACCUGCCCUGUGCGCUUGCUCCAUGGCAUGAAGGACAACAUAAUGCCUUGGCACACGUCUUUGCAGGUCGCUGACCGAAUUGUCGGCCCGGAUGUAGAUGUCAUCCUUCGGAAACACAGUGACCACAGGAUGAAGGAAAAAGCAGAUAUUCAUCUGCUUGUUUGCACUAUUGAUGACUUGAUUGACAAGCUGUCAACUGUAGUUCACUAGAAUCACACUUGUGAUUGCUAUGCACUCUAAUGCACCCAGAAGAUUGAAAGAAUGGUAGUAAAUCAAAGACCCAGGUACAUUAGGGUUUAUCUCUUUUAUUUUGUAAAUAUCCAAUAAGUAUUUAUUUAAUGAUGUCUUUGCACAGCUACACAAAUUGUGACAAAAGUAUUAGCUGCUGUUUGGAAAAUUUCUUCCUUCCUUUUAUCGUUGAUAUUUUUCCCAUUAAAGUAGUACCUAUUUUUUUAUUCAAGAGAUAUUUACCGUUCUUAUGCAUACUUUAGCGGUGCCAGCACUUGUGUUCCCUUCUACUACAAUAAAGCUUGAAUAUUU
Molecule: messenger RNA, 1283 nt
Organism: Chionomys nivalis (European snow vole)
Lineage: Eukaryota; Metazoa; Chordata; Mammalia; Rodentia; Cricetidae
Gene: Abhd10
Product: abhydrolase domain containing 10, depalmitoylase
Exons: 5
Coding region: 60-953 (297 amino acids)
Biological process (GO): protein depalmitoylation
Cellular component (GO): mitochondrion
Molecular function (GO): hydrolase activity, hydrolyzing O-glycosyl compounds; palmitoyl-(protein) hydrolase activity
Source: RefSeq, a predicted model, not a curated record